This is a messenger RNA of Penaeus indicus, 823 nucleotides long. RefSeq names its product protein phosphatase 1 regulatory subunit 7-like. Lineage: Eukaryota; Metazoa; Arthropoda; Malacostraca; Decapoda; Penaeidae. Gene Ontology annotation, molecular function: protein binding. The record is from RefSeq and is a predicted model, not a curated record. Bases 131 to 823 code for a protein of 230 amino acids. The transcript is spliced from 6 exons.
UGAUAACUUUCGAAUCCGUAUGAGUCACUGUUUUCUAUUGGUUUAAUAGACGAUAGUUGACUCUUUAUUGCCUGUUGGAUUUAAGAAGUGAUACUGGUAAACAAGCAAGGCUGGGAGAAACUCAAGAACCAUGGGGGACUCCAAUCAAUCAUCAGCAGACAAAAUGUCACCGGGCUCUGACGAAGUGUCAACCAAUCACCAAUCUGAAGAGUAUGAUGAACCAACUAUUGAAUCUGAUGUUGAAGAAGAAUCCAGAGCGGAUGCUGAUGAAGGAGAGACUGAAGAAUUAGUCAUCUUGGAUCCAUCUGCAUCGGAGGUGGAUUUGAAUCAUCGUCGAAUUGCAAAGAUUGAGAACUUGGAGGCACUGACCUGUGUUGAGACACUGUGUCUUCGAUGGAACCUCAUCAAAAAAAUUGAGAAUCUUCACACGCUUACGAUGCUAAAAGAACUGGAGCUUUACGACAACCAAAUAACUGUGAUUGAGAACCUCUCUAUGCUAGUUAAUCUUGAGGUCUUGGACAUCUCCUUCAAUAGAAUAAGGAAAAUUGAAAACUUGGAAGGCCUCACAAACCUAAAAAAGCUUUUCCUGUGUGCCAACAAAAUUUCCCGCAUUGAGAACGUCAACCACUUGAAGAGCCUGGAACUUCUCGAACUGGGAGAUAAUAAGAUAAGGGUAAUUGAAAACUUAGAUGGUAUGACAAAUCUGAAGAGUCUGUUCCUUGGAAAAAACAAAAUCACAAGACUUCAGAACUUGGAUUCUCUCAUUCAUCUGGAAAUUCUUGGUGUACAGGUAAGUGCAAAAUCAGGCCUUUCUUGUGAUUGA